CUUCCGCUUCCGGUAGGAAGGAGCCACACUUCCGCAUCCGGUAAGAGGAGCCGCACUUCCGCUUCCUGUAGGAAGGAGCCGCACUUCCGCUUCCGGAAGAGGGAUGCAGGCGGCCCUGGAGGUCACGGCCCGGUAUUGCCGUACCGAGAUGGAGCUGUACGGCCGGUGUGUGGCCAACAGCCCCGAGACGUGGCAGAAGGAUUGUGACGGGCUGAGGGUCAACAUGGUGCGGUGUGCGAACACACACCCCAUAGUGCAGCGGAUCAAGGAGGACUGUGCUGAGCCCUUCAGCGCCUUCGAGCAGUGCCUGAAGGAGAACCAGGCUUCGGUGCUGAACUGCAGCGAACACGUCAACGCCUUCCUGAGCUGUGCAGACAGGGUGAAGCUCCCGGCGUGAGGGGACCCCCCGGGAUUAAAACUCAUCCUCAGGACUGAAGGAAAACUCCUUUUAUUCUCAUCAUGGUGCUGGGUCGGGUCGCUGCUCCCCCUUUAUGGGUUGUUUGGGUACGAAGCAAAAACCAGCUCUUAUUUUUUCUACAGUUUCCUCACUAAGGACAACGUUUUUCUCUAUCAUGAUAAAAAACAGCCAGCAAAACAAGACUGAAAGCCAAAUCUUGGCUUCCCCCACUGCUGAUGGAUGCUGCUAUUAGAGCUGAACUGACUCCAUUGACGUUCCCCUAAGCGUGGAGUUCCCAGCUUGUCCAUUGGGGGAGAACAUUGGGUUGGGUUGGAAGGGUCCUUAAAGAUCACAGAGAUACGGGAUGGGUUGGAAGGGUCCUUAAAGAUCACAGAGCCAUGGGAUGAGUUGGAAAGGUCCUUAAAGAUUACAGAGCUAUGGGAUGGGUUGGAAGGGUCCUUAAAGAUCACUUAGAACAGCAGGGGGAGUCUUCAGACUGCGAACGUCAGAGCUCCUCCAACUCUGAGCCAUUGGAUUGCAAUGGAGAUCUGUCUAUGGGGAGGGUGGGGGGACACCGAGCCCCCCAGGGAGGUGAUUUUGGGGCUGUAAUGGAUGGAAAUAAACAAUAAUGUUGUGAGGAUGUUUGACCAGGAGCGGAUGAAGAGCUGUGGGUCAAUACAAGUGGGACAGCAGCUCUCCUCUAUUGUGUUGCUUUCUAUUUGCAAGCUGCUGUUUUUCAACCCCGCUGCAUCCAACUGCUCUUUGUGA
Coturnix japonica (Japanese quail) is the source of this 1165-nucleotide messenger RNA. It is a transcript of the gene CHCHD5, whose product is annotated as coiled-coil-helix-coiled-coil-helix domain containing 5. NCBI's taxonomy places the organism in Eukaryota, Metazoa, Chordata, Aves, Galliformes, Phasianidae. Gene Ontology annotation, biological process: cellular respiration. The record is from RefSeq and is a predicted model, not a curated record. Gene Ontology annotation, cellular component: mitochondrial intermembrane space.